UUACCCCUGCUCCACAGGCCCCUGCCCCCCCUACCCGUGCUCCGAGGGCCCAGCGACCUGCCAGGGCCCCCGCCCCAUCCACCCCUGCUCCGAGGGCCCAGCCGCCCGCUUCAGGGGACAGCGCAGCACCCAGAGGCACUGUCUGAUAGUCUAGGGGGCUCUGGGCCCCCGAGAGGUGGUCCGUCUCCCCAGCUCUCCUGCCACCUGCUUCCUGGGGACGCAGAAGCUCUGAAGGGACGAGAGGCCGGACAGGUAGAGGCGGGGGCUCCCCCUCAGCCCUGAGAGCAGGCCAUGAGCUUUGGUGUUCCUCUCUGCUUCUGCUUCUGGUCCCGCCGGCUCCAGGGCCUCCUCUUCCGCGACUUCUGGAACAGAAAGCGCUUCUCAGAGUCUCCCUCGCGGCCGCCGAAGGUGAGCACGUUGGACAGCUUCUUCCCCAGCCGGCGUCUGCCGGAGGAGGGCCUUCUUGGCUCCCGUCUAGUGUGCGUGGACAAGGUGCCUUCCUCCUCUACCGGCAGGAGGGGAUUCUGGUCCAGAGGCCACAUUUUGCCCCGUGGACCUCCACCCAUGUCCCUGGCUGACCAAGAGGCCCUGGACCCCUUACCUCUCAUCUUCAGUCAGACCAAGACGGUCAGUGGCUCUUGGACCAGAAGAGAAGGUGUCUGCGCCGCACCACGUCGGGGCCCAGGGCGCUACCGCGGGACCGGCCCGCGGAGGGCAGCCCGCGCGUCGGCAGGACUGCGGCACUGCCCUGCGACGGAGGAGAGAGAGGAAGUGGGUCUUUAUGUGGAGGCGGCGCCGCAGGUACCCGGGAGUCGGAGGAGCGGCUGUCACGGGAAGGCCGCGGGGAGGGCCAGCUGCCGCCGCCGCCACCGCCCUGCUCGGCGGCCUCCGGGAGCCGGGGGGGCGGGCGCGCUGCUGGAACCCGAGCCCGAGCCGGAGCCGGACGUCGAGCGGGCUGGGCGGCGGGGCGGCCUGGAGCCGGACGCGUCCGCGGCGUCCCCGCAGCCCGGGGCAGCAGGUGAGCCGCGGUUGGGGCGAGGCGCGAGCAGGCGUGGCGGCGCGGGGGCGCCGGGCUGGGGCUCGGGGGCGCGGCGGGGGGGCCCGGGCCCGGGGUGCGCGCGCGGGACCCUGGAGCGGCCCUGGAGGCCGGCGCGGGCGGGACGCUCGGGGGCCCAGUGCAGCGGCCCGGAGAGCGUGGGGGUGACGCGCCUGCGGAGGCCGAGCUGGGCGAGGGCAGCAGCCCCUCCACCCGCGCGGCCGCCGUCGCCGUGUCGAGGGGACCCCCUCUUUGCUGCGCCGGGCGAGGGUGGGGCGGAUGCUCCUUCUCCCCUCGCCCCGCCCUGCCCCGCAGUGUCCCGGGAGACCCGGCCUGGCGGGCCGCUCCUCCCACCCACCCAACUGGUCCCUCCGGUCCGAGCUCCGGGGGAGUGGAGCUGA
This is a messenger RNA of Canis lupus familiaris (dog), 1437 nucleotides long. Its product is annotated as translation initiation factor IF-2-like. The transcript is spliced from 3 exons. Lineage: Eukaryota; Metazoa; Chordata; Mammalia; Carnivora; Canidae. The record is from RefSeq and is a predicted model, not a curated record. The coding region runs from base 292 to 1437 and encodes 381 amino acids.